AUAAACGUGCGGUCGAUAUUUGUCGGAAGAAUAGAAUGCGCGCAGUCUGGUCGGUUUCCGUCCGUCACCAUUCGCUAGUCUCAGGUGGCGAGAGUGUGCGAAGCGAUUCCAUUGGUUCAGACGAUCUCAGCUGAGGUCUGAUCCGAGCCGACCGACAGUUUACCCAUACCGUAUCAGACGCAACCCGAUUAUUCUCCCCAAUCCCUGCUAUAACUGCCGAUAUAACGUGAUUCUCAACAAACUCGGUUGGAGAGAGGGAAAAAAAGAAAAGACAGAAGAUUUAGAAGAUCUUAAGAUCAGCGCGUUUCAAGCCUCUUGAAACGAACCGUCAGUUUCGUGUAUCUUUUCUUUCGUCGAUAAAUGUUAAUUAGAAGUGUUUCAAGUUGAAAAACAGGACUUUAUUUAAAAAGACAAGGAUGGCGCCGAAUAUAACAAGCACACCAACGGGAGUGUUAUUCGAAGGUGAGACUCUUGGCGAGCCGCAACUAAUUGAAGAGCCCAAGGAAAAACCUAAAUAUGUUCGACGUAUCGUUUGGAGAAAUGUGGUGGUGUUCUCGUAUCUACAUCUCAGCGCCCUUUACGGAAUUUAUCUUUCAUUCACGUCCGCCAAAUUGGCAACCGUCAUUUUCGCAAUUUUACUGUAUCAAGUCAGUGGCUUAGGAAUCACAGCCGGAGCUCACCGACUCUGGGCACACCGAUCUUACAAAGCCAAGUGGCCUCUCCAGCUGAUACUCGUGAUUUUGAAUACUAUAGCAUUUCAGGAUGCAACAAUCGACUGGGCCAGAGACCACAGGGUUCAUCACAAAUACAGCGAGACCGAUGCUGAUCCACAUAACGCUAAGAGAGGUUUCUUCUUUUCGCACGUGGGUUGGCUGCUCUGUAGGAAACAUCCGGAAGUUAAGGAAAAGGGCAAGCGUAUCGAUUUAAGUGAUCUCGAGAGCGAUCCCAUAUUGGCAUUCCAAAAGAAAUAUUAUACCAUACUGAUGCCAUUACUGUGCUUCAUUUUACCAACUAUUAUUCCGGUCGUAUGUUGGAACGAAACCUGGACGAAUGCUUACUUUAUUCCUACCAUCCUCCGUUAUAUCUUCACAUUGAACAUGACAUGGUUAGUAAACUCUGCGGCUCAUCUCUUCGGCAAUAAACCCUACGACAAGUAUAUCAAUCCAUCAGAGAACAAAAGUGUUGCCAUAUUCGCCCUUGGUGAAGGUUGGCACAAUUACCAUCACAUCUUUCCCUGGGAUUACAAGACGGCCGAGUUUGGCAAUUACAGGUUCAACUUUACGACAGCCUUUAUCGACUUCUUCGCGAAGAUCGGUUGGGCAUACGAUUUAAAGAGUGUAUCUGAGGAUAUGGUGAGGAAACGAGUAAAGAGGACGGGUGAUGGCAGCCACGAAUUAUGGGGUUGGGGCGAUACAGAUCAAACGCAGGAAGAAAGAGACGAAGCGAUAGUGAUGCACCAUUACACGAAGGAUCAGUAGGAUCCUACGAGUGUGCGUGCAAGACUGUCUCGAUUAAAUAAGGCUUUCUUCGCAUUUGUUCACACGAUCACGAAUUGAUUCGUUUGGACAAAUUUCUAUAAAAAGAUAUAUAUUUGAGUCGGCCUUUCCCAGGACUUACGUCUCGACCGUCGCGCAUCUCGGUUUCGAUAUGUCGUUGCACAUUAUUUGGCGGGUUCCAUAUAAUAUAGCCUCGGAAGGCUCGACACCGAGCAGGAUUUUUAUAAUGUCGAUGGUGUUCUGGAUUCCAAACAAGACUCGCUCGAUAAACUUUUCUAUCUCUUUUUCAGAUAUAGAAAUUGAUAUAUAUAUAUAUAUAAUUAGCUUCCGAAUUAUACUAUGUAAUUAUUGAACAAUUUGUAUUAUUCAUACAAUUUUUAACGCAUAUAACGAUAGAUAUAUACAUAUCGAUAUAACGAUAGAUAUAUGUUUGUAUAAUUGGAGCAUUGAUCCAAUGUAAUAAUUUUGUACUUUUGGCUUUUAAAGUAACGCGUAAAAAUAAAAUAUUGUGAUAAAGAAAAAAAAAAGAAAUGUAGAAAUUUAAAUAUGAUACAAAAAUUAGAAAUUUAACUUGACAUAAAUACAAAUCGUUUUAAGAAUGUAUAAUGGUUAUAACGUUGCUCAAUCUUAAUAUAUAUGUAUUUAUUACAUGACAUUUUGUACGUUAUACCUUUUUGAUUAAAAUAAAUAAUUUGAUUCUUAAA
Messenger RNA from Atta colombica, 2200 nucleotides. RefSeq names its product acyl-CoA Delta(11) desaturase-like. The transcript is spliced from 6 exons. Gene Ontology annotation, molecular function: iron ion binding; stearoyl-CoA 9-desaturase activity. Gene Ontology annotation, cellular component: endoplasmic reticulum membrane. The record is from RefSeq and is a predicted model, not a curated record. The coding region runs from base 417 to 1478 and encodes 353 amino acids. Lineage: Eukaryota; Metazoa; Arthropoda; Insecta; Hymenoptera; Formicidae. Gene Ontology annotation, biological process: unsaturated fatty acid biosynthetic process.